Messenger RNA from Chinchilla lanigera (long-tailed chinchilla), 1571 nucleotides. RefSeq names its product hippocalcin-like 1 (gene Hpcal1). Gene Ontology annotation, molecular function: calcium ion binding. The record is from RefSeq and is a predicted model, not a curated record. Bases 361 to 942 code for a protein of 193 amino acids. The transcript is spliced from 5 exons. NCBI's taxonomy places the organism in Eukaryota, Metazoa, Chordata, Mammalia, Rodentia, Chinchillidae.
CGCCUUCUCGUCCCUUCCUUCCCGGGCGGGCAAGCGACGGCGGCGGACGGUGGAUCAGCGGGCCGGCGGCGCCCACACCACGCUGGCUGCCCAGCCGCCGGCUUCCUUUUGUCUUUCCGGGCGGCGAUGAGCGCAGGACCCGCUCGGAGACUGCGGGCGCACGGACGCCCGCGCUCCUAGCCACCUCUCGGGCCUCUGGGAGGAACCGGCGGAAUCGGCGGAGCGCGUCCUGCCCCGGACCGGGGCAUGGUCUAGCCGUCCGCCGCGCCCAAGCACCAGCCCAGAGCCUGUGACCCCUGCCGUGUCUCACUCUCCGCUUGGCCCCAGCUGACUGUCUUUCAGGUGCAGUUGCCAGCUACCAUGGGCAAGCAGAACAGCAAGCUGCGGCCAGAGGUGCUGCAGGACCUGCGUGAGAACACGGAGUUCACGGACCACGAGCUGCAGGAGUGGUACAAGGGCUUCCUCAAGGACUGCCCCACCGGCCACCUGACCGUGGACGAGUUCAAGAAGAUCUACGCCAACUUCUUCCCCUAUGGCGACGCCUCCAAGUUUGCCGAGCACGUCUUCCGCACCUUUGACACCAACGGCGAUGGCACCAUCGACUUCCGGGAGUUCAUCAUUGCGCUGAGCGUGACAUCUCGGGGGAAGCUCGAGCAGAAGCUCAAGUGGGCCUUCAGCAUGUACGACCUGGACGGCAACGGCUACAUCAGCCGCAGCGAGAUGCUGGAGAUCGUGCAGGCCAUCUACAAAAUGGUGUCGUCUGUGAUGAAGAUGCCAGAGGAUGAGUCCACCCCCGAGAAGCGGACGGACAAGAUCUUCAGACAGAUGGACACCAACAAUGACGGGAAACUGUCCCUGGAAGAGUUCAUCAAAGGUGCCAAGAGCGACCCCUCCAUCGUGCGGCUGCUGCAGUGCGACCCCAGCAGCGCCAGCCAGUUCUGAGGCUCGGGACGCAACACUGCGUGACCCCCAGAAGCCCAGGCUCGUCCUGCCGCUCUCAGCUUUGCUUGUGAAAGCGGACACCUCCACCACCCUCCGGCUGUCCCGCCCUGAGACACUCGACAUGAGACACGUGGCCCUGCCCAGGGCUGCGCCUCCCUCCCCGCCCGGCCAGCGAGCCACCCCACCUGCCCACCCCCGGGGAUGGGCCCCUGCGCAGGGCAGAGCUGCUGGCUCCGGCAGGGCUUCCAGGAGCUCUGAGGCCGCCAUCGAGGGGACUUCGUGGCCCGGUGUGGACGAAGGUGACAGGCAAGCCCUCCCUCCCAAGCAUGGCCCGCCCCCUCACCCAUCUGUGACCAAAGCCCUUGCUUGUGUCACCUGUGGUCCUUCUUUUCAUAUGUAAGUUAUGUGUCUGCUGAGGUGUGACGCCAGGUCCCCUAUUUAAAGCCUCCCGGCUGUGCAGCAUGGUCCCGUGGCCUGUGGCUGUCCGUGGUCUCUGCCUCGCCCGCCCCGCGCCCAAGAGAUGCAUGCUGGCCGGGGCGGGGUUGCGUGUCCCUGUCGCGCAGGCAGCUGUGUGAUCGUCCUUCCUGUUGAUUGGUCUGGCAUUUCUGGUAUUAAAAUGAUCAAAUAAA